Aspergillus nomiae NRRL 13137 is the source of this 1656-nucleotide messenger RNA. RefSeq names its product Elongator subunit ELP2. Gene Ontology annotation, molecular function: protein binding. Lineage: Eukaryota; Fungi; Ascomycota; Eurotiomycetes; Eurotiales; Aspergillaceae. Gene Ontology annotation, biological process: tRNA wobble uridine modification. Bases 1 to 1656 code for a protein of 551 amino acids. The transcript has 2 exons. Gene Ontology annotation, cellular component: elongator holoenzyme complex. The record is from RefSeq and is a predicted model, not a curated record.
AUGGUAUCCAUCACAAGCGAUUAUAUCAGCGUCGGCGGAAAUAGGCAUCCCGCCGCCGCCGACUGGGAUGUUCAGUCCGGGGUGCUUGCCUUUGGUGCAGACAACAAUGUGGCUUUGUGGGACCCUAAGGAUAAGUUUCAGUGUGGGGUCUACUCUCUUCUUGUCGGUCAUACCGACAAGGUCAAUGCUGUUAAAUUUUGUACAUGUCCCACUACGAGCACAAAAUUCCUUAUCACUGCCUCUGCCGAUCACACAGUCCGGAUAUGGCAAGCUGUAACAGGUACCCGUCUCCAAUUCAAGCAUGCGCAAACCCUAGAAGGUCAUACAAGCUCGAUAAACACAAUCGCUGUCUGUGAUGGAGCGGGUCUCGUUGCAUCGGGGGCGGCAGAUGGAAGUGUUAAAAUUUGGAGGAUAACGUUCCAGGACGAAGGAGCUAAGAGCGAGCUACUCACAACCAUAAUUAUGAAACCACGCUUUUUCCCUCUGGCAUUGGCACUCAAGUCGCUCCAGGCAGAUGGACCCAUGAUAUUGGCAGUCGCAGGUACUACAAAUAUCGUACAUAUUUACAUCCUUGAAGACCUCCUCGGUGAUACUAGUUUCAGGCUUGCUGCUGUGCUAUCUGGUCACGAGGCUUGGGUGCGCUCUCUGUCGUUCACGCGGGAUAAGCAGAGCAAAACAGGAGACAUCCUGCUCGCAUCUGCUAGUCAGGACAAGUAUAUCCGUCUCUGGCGAAUUCAACGCGGGGAGGUUACCCUUGCAGCGCCGGCAGGAGACGAGGAUCCCGUGCUAGGCGAACUCGAACCGACAUUAUCAAACAAAGCUCAUCAAUUUAAUGCAGCGGGGUCGAAGUACUCUGUUACCUUUGAAGCUCUUCUGUUCGGAAAUGAGGACUGGAUUUACACGACUACAUGGAACCCCAACCCCGAACGUCAACAGCUUCUCUCUGCUUCUGCGGAUAAUACGUUGACCAUCUGGGAACAAGAUACCGUCUCGGGAGUUUGGGUUUCGGCUGAAAGGAUGGGGGAAAUUAGUGUUCAAAAAGGGUCUACUACAGCUACAGGUAGCACUGGUGGGUUCUGGAUUGGCCUCUGGUCACCGGACGGUAACCAAGUAGUAAGCCUUGGGCGAACAGGCAGCUGGAGGGCAUGGAGCUAUGAUGCAGAUGCGGACGUCUGGGUGCAGACACUGGGCAUAUCGGGACAUGUGCGCUCGGUUAAUGGUGUACGGUGGGAACCGUCUGGGGGCUAUUUAUUGUCUACCAGUGCAGACCAGACGACUCGGCUUCAUGCACAGUGGCUACGAGAUGGAAAACAGUCGUGGCAUGAGUUCUCAAGGCCACAGAUUCACGGUUACGAUCUGAACUGUGUCGAUACAUUGGGACCUGCGCGCUUCGUUUCCGGCGCAGAUGAGAAGCUUUUGCGGGUGUUCAACGAGCCCAAACCAAUUGCUAAGUUACUAGAGAAACUUUCUGCAUUCAAGCAAUUAGCAGAGGGAGAACUGCCAGAUACGGCUCAGAUCCCAGUUUUGGGUCUCUCAAACCAAUCGAUGGGAGAAGCUCCAAUGGGCGAGGGAGAAGGGGAGGAGGCAAAUGCCACCAAUAUUGGCCAAGCCAGGCAAAUCAGACAAUACUCUCGGAUUCAAAUCAGCCACCCUUAG